UGUGGAGCCUGACUUUGCUAGCCUUCUGUCACAUCAGUCUGAAAUUAGUCGUUCGUAGAGAACGCUGCAAUUCAAGUGGUGGUGAAUGGCCCUGUCCGUCUUGUUUGUGGCUUGUGCAGCGUUAAUGUGGCUGCCCAUUUAUGAGACAACUACUACGCACGAUAGCCAAAUUUCAGCAACGGUCGGGCAAUUGAGUAGCAAUUCAAGCAAAGGUGGUCCAGCAGGAAAUAGUGUUGAAGGACAUCGUGUUACGCCCAUGCCCAAGCAUCGCUUUUCUUCCAUGUUGUCUGCAUCCAAAAAGCUGAUAAAAGCCGGCACGUGUUCUCUUCCAGAAGACCCGUCUGUUGACUUGGCACUGGACCAUUCUGCCACCAACUUACCGGUUACUAAAAUCAUUUCGAUACCAGUAACAGACUUUUCUUGUCUUGAUCGCCAACCGGGAUACUACGCAGAUAACGAUCGCCAAGCAUCUUGUAAGAUCUUCCAUUAUUGUAAUGGAGAUGAUUCUAUCUUGUCCUUCAUAUGCCCAACAUGCACGUUAUUUCACGAAGAAAAGCAACUCUGCGACUACUGGUACAAUGUUGAUUGUAAACGAUGAAUAAGCUUCCAGGUGGCUACAUACAACCUGUCACCAAAUAUAACCAUUUACUAUUCCAAUAUCC
Messenger RNA from Daphnia carinata, 662 nucleotides. RefSeq lists its product as uncharacterized. The record is from RefSeq and is a predicted model, not a curated record. The transcript is spliced from 4 exons. NCBI's taxonomy places the organism in Eukaryota, Metazoa, Arthropoda, Branchiopoda, Diplostraca, Daphniidae. Gene Ontology annotation, cellular component: extracellular region. Gene Ontology annotation, molecular function: chitin binding. Bases 86 to 598 code for a protein of 170 amino acids.